Messenger RNA from Cuscuta europaea, 2195 nucleotides. The record is from the annotation of a GenBank genome assembly. NCBI's taxonomy places the organism in Eukaryota, Viridiplantae, Streptophyta, Magnoliopsida, Solanales, Convolvulaceae.
CUUAGCGGCAUGCCGGCAUUAAAUAAUGGAGUGACGAAAUACAGAGUACUACGUAUAUACUACUACGACCGUGCAUGCGUGUAUUUACUACAGAGUAUUUUGUUUUUCUAUUUUUCUUCUUCGGACUUGGAAUCUCUGAUGACCUGUCCGCUUUUCUGACUUUCUCUUUGUGUGUAAUUAUAUAAAAAUAAUAAUAAUUGUAAUGAAAAAUAAUAAUUCCCACCGUAUUCAAACAAAACACUCCAUCAUCAACAUAGGCAAAAAUCAAGGUACUUGUUCUUGACUCUUGAGAAGCCAAACCUGAAGCAGAAACCAAGAAAGAAAUCAGAGAACAACCCCAUUUUAAAUCUUACCCCCCAAUGUUGAGUAGAAACUUUCCCAAAAUCUCAUCUUACUCAUGAGUUGAUGAUCAAGAAUCCAGAGAUGGGUUCAUCUUCCCAAAAGCCCUUUUCCCUCAUUUCUCUACCCCUGCUACUUCUUUCCCUUCUUCACCUCAUUUCACAAUCCAACUCAGAAUCCGACUACACCAGCUUGAUUUACAAGGGCUGUGCAAAGCAGGAACUAUCAGAUCCGGGCGGGGUUUACUCACAAGCCCUCUCCACUCUGUAUGGCUCUCUCAUUGCGCAGUCCUCAAAGACCAAGUUUUUCAAAGCAGCAACUGGGAGUAACCCGAGCACAGUCACUGGGCUUUUUCAGUGCAGGGGCGAUCUGUCCAACGUUGACUGCUAUAACUGCGUGAAUAGGCUUCCAAUCCUCAUAGACAAGCUUUGCGGUCGACCCAUGGCUGCAAGAAUCCAGCUCUUUGGGUGUUACAUGCUCUAUGAGGUUUCUGGGUUCCCACAAAUCUCGGGGAUGGAGAUGCUGUACAAGACUUGCAGUAGGAAGCUGGGUCAAGGGAGUGGGUUUGAGGAGAGGAGAGACACUGCUUUCACCAAUCUAGUUGGAGGGAUGGGUAGUGCUAAUAAUGGGUUCUACACCACCAGCUAUGAAUCUGUGUAUGUGUUGGGGCAGUGUGAGGGUGAUGUGGGAAGCUCUGAUUGUGCGGACUGUGUGAAGACUGCUGUGCAGAGAGCUCAGGUUGAAUGUGGGAGCUCUAUUUCUGGCCAAAUCUUUCUCCACAAGUGCUUCAUUAGUUAUAGCUCUUAUGCUAACGGCCUCCCUAAACAAUCAUCUCCUUCUUCCUCCUCCUCCUCCUCCUCCUCCUCCUCCUCUUCAGACUCACCUCCUUCCUCAGGACAAAAUGCAGGGAAGACAGCAGCUAUAGUAGUAGGAGGGGCUGCAGGAGUGGCCUUUGUAGUCAUUUGCUUGAUGUUUGCCAGGAAUUCAAUGAAGAAACGUGACGGUAAGCUUAACAUCUGAUAGUGUUGCUAGAUCAUGUCCUGUUUCUUAUGCCAUUUCAUUUUAUCUUUUGGAGUGCUUUUUUUUUGCAGAUUAUUGAAGGGAGGAAGCUGCAUUUUUAGCAGAAACUUUUCCUGAGGUGGACCUUUCCUGUAAUUUGUUCAUUCCAUCCAAGGGAGAGUCUUGACUCCUUAUUGUGGAUCUGGAUUCGUGUUAGUAAAAAACUAUUUGAGGUUUGGGUAGUUUUUUUUUAUUUUACUUUUUUACUAGUGGUGGGGGGGGGGGGGGGGGGGGGGGGGGUAACUCCAGCUGUUAAUGAAUGUUCAAGUAAUUUUCUAUUGAUUUUUUGGAGGGUGGAGAGGGUGCAAGAAUUAAGAAAGAAUCAUUUUUUGUCAACAAUGAAAAAGAUUGGAAACAGCCCUGUUGGGUUUUUGGCCUUUCUUCCCAAUUGCCCAUGUGAAAGCCAUCUCCUUUUUUCUAUUUUCUAACAUAAUAAUGGUCUUCCUAUUAUUUCUCCAAACCUUGUGUUCAUCAAUAUGGAGAUAUAUAGGUGGACAUCAUCAGUUUGCUUAAAAUAAUCUAACAGCUUUAUUAAGUUCCACAAGGUCAUGUCUCUAUCUCUUGGCUUGUUUUCAUAUGUGCUAAUGGCAAUAUCAUUUAGCUCUAUUUCCCAUACUUUUGAGCUCUCUUUGUGACUGGUUGAUUUAGCUGUUGGACUUAUUUGCAUUAGUACAUUGUAAUGCUCUUGACAUCAGUUCUUCACUUCUUGAUUGCCUCCAAAGCAUUAUUUGUGAUGUUUCGCCAUCUUUGCUAGAUGCCUUGGUUCUGAAUUGAUUGAUUCUAAUUGAUAAAUGUAG